AGCAAGGCGAUUUCGAAUCGGCCUGGGUAGGUGUGGAUCCUUCCCCUUCUUUUUUUAUCCCCUUUCCGUCUCCAAUCUCCAAAACCCUAUUCGUGCUCACUUCCGACGCCUCUUCCUCUUCCUCUUCCUCUUCCUCUGCCAGCACUCUUCCUUUUCUUUUUUCUUUGCCUGCUUCAAGUGGGAUCGCCGGUCUCUUAUCUCUCGCGGAUCUGGUGUUUUUCUUCGCUGGUGUCAAAGUGAUUCGACAAGGAUCUAUAAGCUUUGGUGAUCUAUGGCUGGGAGCAUCUUAUCGAUGGUAAAUCCUCGAUCUGAAGAAGAAAUAGAGGCUUGAAGGAGGUCACUUGCAAUUCAUUUGGACUUGCGAAAAGGAAAUCCUUGGAUACGACAAAGUGAAGUCUCUAUUCAAUAAAUCUCUCUAGUUUGCCUGAGCUACUUUCUUUCUUACUAAUGGGGUCCUGAUCCGAAGCCUUUGUCAGUUAUGGCGGAUUUGGCUCAUCUGGAGAAGAUGAGCCGAGAGCUCAAAUGUCCUAUUUGCUGGAGUCUGUUGAAGUCUGCAGUAUCACUUGCAUGCAACCACAUCUUCUGCAACUUAUGCAUUAAGGAGUCAAUGAGAUCCAUGUCAAACUGCCCAGUCUGCAAGGUUCCAUUCCGCCGAAGAGAAAUUCGUGCUGCUCCUCACAUGGACAAUUUGGUAAGCAUUUACAAAAACAUGGAAGUUGCAUCCGGGAUCAACAUUUUAUCAACUCAAACAAGCCCUCUUAUUCAAGCUGAAGGCGAUCCAGAGAAAAACAAACUUGCAAGUGCAAUUGCGGUGAAAUCUCAAAUGAAAUCCAAGAGAAAGAGAUCGUCCAAAAUUAGAAAGGAUAUUUCCAAACAUUCUCCUCAGCGCAUGCCGAAGCAACCUUCUUUUCCUGCCAAUAAGAGGGUACAUGUGACUCCAUACCCUAUUUCGGAGACUCCACUGAGAUCUCCAAAAUUCUCCUUAUUAGAAGAUCCAGAAGUUCAGCUCACAGACGAUAAAGAAUUGGGUAGAAAUGAAAGAAUGGUUCCAGAUAGCGAGGAAGAUGGUUUACUUCAACCAUUUUUCUGGCUGAAGGACGAUGAUGGAGAUGAUGAAAGUCCCAAAAAAUUAAGUCAGCAACAAAUAAUGGAAACUCCUUCGCCAUACAGUGCUCCGCGUUUCAGUGACAUCAAAGAUUCUGAUGAUGAUAAGACUACAAACACAUCUACUAAUGAGUUGGGCUUCGCUUGUGACAGUGAAUUGUUUGACUGGACUCAAAGAGCUUGCUCUCCUGAGCUAUGCUUAACACCCCAAAGAACCCAGAUGCAUAAUCAGUCUAGCAAGAGGGUUUUGCAUAUGCCAGAAGAAAAAUGCCAGGACUCGUACUCUGUGGCUGCACCAUCUGAUACAGUCACAAAGGAAGAUGACAAAAUUGGAAGACAUGAUGCAAGAGAAAAAAAUCUUAAAAAGAAGAGAAAGCAAAAAGGUAAAAUAAAAUCAACAAAAGUAAAAUCACCACAGAGAUGCCAAUAUGAUAACAAUGGAGAAGGUGCUACUGAUUUUGAAGAAAUGUUCAAAACAGUGAGUCCUGGAGAACAAAGGAUAGGCAAGGUGCAUUGUGAAAGAUCUGUUAACUAUAAAAAAUCUUCUAGUCCUACAGAUUCAAAUAAUGAAAAAGAUAAUGCUGCACCUGUGACUCAUGAACAGUCUCUGCAUAUAUCUAGCAAGGCAAAAUACGAUGCCAUAAAAGACAAUAUGGCAUCUUAUAGGAAAGGCAAAAGAAUUAAGAUGACUUACCCUGAGCAGCCAAUGUCGAAAAAAUCAAAAGCUGAACAAGUCAAGUUACUAGGAGAUAUUGAGGAUUCUGCUAAUGGAGCAGAAAAACAAGAGCAAGUUUGCCAAGUAAAACUCCCAGAUUCAAUUGAGUCAAUUCAACAGCACAGUAAGCUGAGGAAAUGUUUUGGAAGUAUAUCAAAGAAAAGAGUUAAAAGGAGGCAGAAGCAAAAGUUAGAAGAGACGAUAGCUGAUAAGUUUGAGCGAAAUGAAGGUAGCUCUAUGGUGGAUGCAAUUGCAAUGGACAAUCCUGGAAGUGAAAAUAAUCAAAUUUCAUCCAAGACUUCCAUGGAUUCCCAAACAGAGUUUAUUGUUAAAAGUACACCCAGUGGCAAAGAAGCUUUUCAGGGCAACACUUUGAGAAGAUGCGAAAAGUUAAACUCUCCAGUUCAAUGUACUUUCUGCCAUUCCUCGAAUGACACUGAGGAUUCUGGAGAGAUGAUGCACUAUUUUAAUGGGAAUCCCGUAGCUCCAUAUUUCAAUGGACGCACUAACAUUAUACAUUCUCACAAGAAUUGCACCGAGUGGGCCCCUGAUGUCUACUUCAAAGAUGGAAUUGCCAUCAAUCUUACAGCUGAGGUAUCGAGAAGCAGAAGGAUAAAGUGCAGUUGUUGUGGCGUCAAAGGUGCAGCUCUUGGAUGUUAUGAGAAAAGUUGCCGAAAGAGUUUCCACUUCACUUGUGCUAAGCUAAUGGCAGAAUGCAAAUGGGACACUCAAAACUUUGUGAUGUUGUGCCCCCUCCAUGCAUCUAUCAAGUUACCUUAUGAAGUCUCAGAAUUUCAAAGGCAAAGAAGAAAGAGUUCCGCGUCAAAAAGUUCAUCUCAAGAAUUAUUAACAAGAAAUUCUUAUGACAAUCAGAACCAGUUGUGGACCUGGCCGUUAGGUUCUCCUUUCAAAUGGGUGCUUUGUUGUUCUGCACUCUCUGCCGCAGAGAAGGAAACGGUUGUUAAAUUUUCUAAGAUGAGCGGUGUUCCCGUAGUAGAUAAAUGGAAACCAGAAGUUACUCAUGUCAUUGCAUCAACUGACUACGGUGGUGCUUAUAAGAGAACCCUCAAGGUCUUGAAAGGAAUCAUAAAUGGAAAAUGGAUACUAAAAGUUGAUUGGGUCAGGGAUUGCAUAGAAUCAUUGAAGCCAAUUGCUGAGGAGAAAUAUGAAGCCACUAUCGAUGUGCAUGGUAUCAGCAAUAGCCCUCGAGUGGGAAGAUUGAGGGCUAUAAACAAGGAACCAAAGCUCUUCAGUGGAUUAACGUUUUAUUUGAGUGGGGAUUACUCAGCAUCAUACAAAGGCUACUUGCAAGACCUUGUGAUUGCAGCUGGAGGAGCUAUCUUGCAAAGGAGACCUAUAUCGAGGGAUAACGAAAGAUUGCUGGGCGUCUCUUCCGCUGACAAAAUACUGAUCGUGUAUAGUGUUGAACAUCCUCAGAAGUAUAAUCUCAACAGCAAUAGAGUCAUCGAUUGUAGGCGUUCUGAUGCUGAAGCCCUGGCUGACGCAUCAGGAUGUACUCUGGUUACCAGUGCUUGGAUUAUUGACUCAAUUGCUGCUUGCAAGUUACAGCCUUGAUGAAAGGUCUUUGAUUUCCAAAGAAGGCUUAUUAGGUUAACAACUUUGGAAUUCAAUCACUAGUCUAAGAAGUUAUAUAGCAAAUUGGUUUCUAAGUAAUUGUUCGUUUUUUUUGCCAUGGUUUAACAUGCCCACUUAGCACUAAAUAAGGUGUCUUAUGUUGGGCUUGAGCU
This is a messenger RNA of Zingiber officinale, 3567 nucleotides long. Its product is annotated as protein BREAST CANCER SUSCEPTIBILITY 1 homolog. The coding region runs from base 479 to 3394 and encodes 971 amino acids. Gene Ontology annotation, biological process: negative regulation of fatty acid biosynthetic process; positive regulation of transcription by RNA polymerase II; double-strand break repair via homologous recombination. The transcript is spliced from 15 exons. The record is from RefSeq and is a predicted model, not a curated record. NCBI's taxonomy places the organism in Eukaryota, Viridiplantae, Streptophyta, Magnoliopsida, Zingiberales, Zingiberaceae. Gene Ontology annotation, molecular function: ubiquitin-protein transferase activity. Gene Ontology annotation, cellular component: BRCA1-A complex; plasma membrane; BRCA1-BARD1 complex.